CUCGGCUUCAGUAUCAUUUAAAAUAACACAGAGUCCAUGGCUGCCCCUGCAAACAUCACAUGCAUGUGGAUGUUGGUUCUGGGUGCGUGUGUGUCGCUGGUGGUUGGAACGGACUGCGGGAAAGAGUGUGCACUGUGUGUGUACCGUCUGCUGGGACAGCAAUCUGGAUUUUCCUCUCUGACAUGCUCACUUGAGUGCGAGGGUGGGUUGGACAGCCAGAAGCUUCGCCUGUGCCAGGACCUCCUAUUAGAGGAGGAAAACCACAUUCCUCUGGAAGCUGACCCCCAUCAACAGCAGGAACAGGAAGCACUGGCCACCAUGACGGCUGUCGACGAGGAUGUGACAUCACCAGAACACCAGCUGGCCAAGAAGUACGGCGGCUUUAUGAAGCGCUACGGUGGUUUCAUGUCUCGCCGCUCCUCCUCUCCAGAGGUGGCACUAGAGGAUCCUGGAAACCAGGACGAGGAAGAAAACGUUCGUCUGGAGAUCCUAAAGAUUCUCAAUGCAGCAGCGGAGCACGGCACUGAGGGGGAUAGUCAGGGAGGCCAGGCAGUGAAGAGGUAUGGAGGCUUCAUGCGUCGGGCUGAUGGAGGGGCGGUGCAGAGCGACCUGCUGGAGGCGGUGUUAGGCCGUGGCCUUAAGAAGCGCUACGGAGGGUUCAUGAGGCGUGUGGGCAGGCCUGAGUGGCUGGUGGACAACAGCAAGAGUGGGGGGGUCUUGAAACGGGCUUGGGAGAACGGAAGUGAGUUACAGAAGAGGUACGGUGGGUUCAUGGACUAGUAUGCCACAGUUGAUGACCCUUCCCCCCCCCCCGUCCCUCCAAACCCUCACCUUGUAGUCUGGACUUGUUGGUGUUUGAAUCAACUGGCCACCCGCUCUGCUAAUUACAUUGCAUCAUCUGGCUCUCUAUAACGUGCUGCUGCCUACUUCAUUGGUUCAAUUGGUCCUGUAAUAAUAAAAAAGAUAAACAUAUAUUGUUCAGAUGUACACAAAUCAUUUUUUGGUCUGUUUUUGG
Micropterus dolomieu (smallmouth bass) is the source of this 1015-nucleotide messenger RNA. Its product is annotated as proenkephalin-A-like. The transcript has 3 exons. The coding region runs from base 37 to 780 and encodes 247 amino acids. Gene Ontology annotation, biological process: neuropeptide signaling pathway; chemical synaptic transmission; sensory perception. Gene Ontology annotation, cellular component: axon terminus; dendrite; neuronal cell body. Gene Ontology annotation, molecular function: opioid receptor binding. The record is from RefSeq and is a predicted model, not a curated record. Lineage: Eukaryota; Metazoa; Chordata; Actinopteri; Centrarchiformes; Centrarchidae.